AGAUUGUGAGACUGAUGCUUGGACGAUUUGCCUCCAACUCGUGCGAUCAUCCAGCGACUCUAGGCACGAUGGUUCGACAGUUUGCGACGUUCAUCGUGGAGUCUCUCCUUCACUUGAAAGCCUCAGAGCGAAAGCUUUUGUCGACGAGCGAGGAGCGAACACGGCAAGUGCUAAAAAAUGAGGGCGUGGGAGUGGUGUCGUGCGAGCGGUUGAGGGUCGACGGGGUUCACAGCUCUGCUGGUUACUACUGGAGUAGCGGUACCGGUAGAUCUUGGAUGACGUCAAGGAUCUUUGUGGGUGUACAUGUCAGCGGUGAGAACACUUUGAGGAUCACUUUCGACGAGACAACCCCAUCAAUGAUGCUCUUGAAAGGUCGACGCCACAGAUCGCAUUACAUGUAGUUAGUUGUACUGGGGUAGCUUUGCAUUGUGUUGUCAUUCAUAUUCAUUAUCACUCCUCUUUGAUAAUAGCAAGCAGCAACCAUGGUAGACGGAGAAACGAAGAAAACAUUCCCUGUGAAGGCAUGGGUAGAUGAAAAGAUUUUGGCCGAGGGCCUUAAAAUGAAACCAGAACUGAUUGGCUCGAUCGAUAAUGGAACUUCUUCCACUCGUUUUCUCUUGUUUACUCCUCAAGGGAAAAUUGGAGCUUCGGCUCAGGUCGAAUAUACCCAAUAUUUCCCUUCUGGAGAGGAUAAAAGUGGAUGGCACGAACACGAUCCCGUGGAGAUUUGGGAGUCUGUCGUCACGUGCAUCCAGGCCGUACUGAAGGAACUAGAAAAGGCCAAAAUCAAAGAUCGGCCCAUUGCUGCCAUUGGGAUCACCAAUCAACGAGAAACCACCAUUGCCUGGGAUGCCGACACGGGCGUACCCUACUACAAUGCCAUUGUAUGGGAUGACCUACGAACCACAGGUAUUGCCGAUGAGAUUGCCCAGGGCAAUGCCGACCGUUUCCGUGGAAAAACCGGACUUCCCCUUGCGAGUUAUUUUGCGGGUACCAAAGUCAAAUGGCUCGUAGACAAUGUGCCCCAAUUACGCCAAGACUUGAGAGACCGCGAAAAAUCCUCCAGUGUCCGCUUUGGAACGGUCGAUUCUUGGUUACUCUAUCAACUCACUGGAACCAAAUCACGCGCCCAAGGAGCUGCCAAUUUUAACGGAAUGUUUGCUACCGAUGUCAGUAAUGCCUCACGAUGGCUCUUUUUGGAUCUCAAAACGGUGCAAUGGGACCAGGGUCUCGUGGAUGCCAUUUGUUCCCCCCACAAGGUUCCUCUCUCGGCAUUGCCCACCAUUAUGCCAUCCAGUCAUCAUUAUGGCGUCUGCCAAAGCAUUUCCGAAAUUCAGGGUGUCCCACUCACGGCCAUUCUGGGAGAUCAACAGGCAGCACUGUUUGGACAGUGUGCCUUUGAUGCUGGCAAGGCCAAAUGUACCUACGGGACGGGACUCUUUCUCAUGAAGAAUACCGGCACCCGACAAGUUGCCAGCACACACGGCAUGCUCACGACGGUGGCCUAUCAGAUUGGACAAAAGGGCAAGGUAUACUACGCGUUGGAAGGCAGUGUCAGUCAUUCCGGUAGUACUAUCCAGUGGCUCCGAGACAAACUCAACAUUAUCCAAUCUGCUCCCGAAUCGGAAUCGUUGGCCAAGGGGACCCAAAGCAACGAAGGAUUGUACCUGGUCCCUGCCUUUGCAGGAUUGUUUGCGCCUCAUUGGAGAUCCGAUGCCAGAGCUUGUAUUGUGGGCAUGACGGCCAGUCAUCACAAGGGCCACAUUUGCAGGGCGGCGCUGGAAGCUGCCUGCUAUCAAGCGCGUGAAGUCUUUGAAGCCAUUGUGGCCGAUUCCCCGUUUGAUCUCAAGUCCCUCUCGGUUGAUGGUGGAGCCACGGAAAACAGACUCAUGAUGCAGUUUCAAUCGGAUAUGCUGGACUUGACCGUCAUUCGACCCGAAGUAGGUGAGACGACAGCGUUGGGCGCGGCGUUUGCAGCAGGACUGGCCGUCGGCGUGUGGAAGGAUUUGGAGGAAUUGAACAAGCUUCGCGCUAUUAAAGAAAAGUUUCAACCUAGCAUGGAUGCGCGAGUCCGAGAAAAGAAUUGGCAGGGAUGGCAAAAGGCAGUAUCUCGAAGUUUGGGAUGGAUAGACUCGGAUGCGGUGGAGGAUACGACAGAGAGAGCAGGUUCCCUGGCCGAGAUGGCUCCUUACGUUGCUUUGACCGGCCUGGCGUUGGGAGUAGGGUUCCUCUUGGGCCAGAGGAACAAGUAGUUUCGCUUGGCCCGGAAGAGCAAGUAGGUUUUGGACUCCUCAGUGAGUGUGCAUUACUAUAGCUUAGCUAGAUGAAGUGUCGUAUAUGACUAGCCUGCAAUCAACUGUACCGGUACAGCACACUGUAAAAGCACACCUGUGAGCCAAAUCAAAACCAUGCUCCAAGCGGGACUUCUUUUGCAACCCCUUGCUACCCCAAAGCUCAGACUAAACUCAGUAUUCCUACUAGCUAGCUAGUACCGUACCCCCAGAUGAUGUUCUACGUCUGGACACACCGGUAAGGUGGAAGCAUAGGAAAAGAAGGGACUGCAUGAUGUACAUAA
This is a messenger RNA of Seminavis robusta, 2575 nucleotides long. The record is from the annotation of a GenBank genome assembly. Lineage: Eukaryota; Bacillariophyta; Bacillariophyceae; Naviculales; Naviculaceae.